This is a messenger RNA of Piliocolobus tephrosceles (Ugandan red Colobus), 1788 nucleotides long. It is a transcript of the gene STIP1, whose product is annotated as stress induced phosphoprotein 1. The record is from RefSeq and is a predicted model, not a curated record. The coding region runs from base 545 to 1756 and encodes 403 amino acids. Gene Ontology annotation, molecular function: Hsp90 protein binding. The transcript has 8 exons. NCBI's taxonomy places the organism in Eukaryota, Metazoa, Chordata, Mammalia, Primates, Cercopithecidae.
GAAUGCCCCUCGGCCCUACAGGACCAAACGACUCAGAGAGGGUGUGCGGUUCCACUGAGGACGCCCAGCGGAACAGCCGCCCCCGCCGCUAUGAGAUCCCCUGCCUGUCUAGCUCAAGCCCAAGCGCCCUCGCGGUCACGUGGCAUUUCUGGAACAUUCAGAACCUAACAGCCAGAAUGCAGGAGGGCCAGGCCGAGGCCACAGCGCUAAACAACGCGCGCAACUGGCGGUCGAGGACCAGGCAGCGCCCACAGGCUAGAACCUCUAUCUCGGUGAGCGGGCGAAGGGCUGGGGCCCUGUGCCGCUGGCGAUCCCGGGGACCGCCUGGAACUCGCGGCACUAGGGAUCCAGAUGGAAAGUAACCCAGAGGCACUGCAGCCGCCGGAGACACAGCUACAGUACCGGACUACGGCCAGGAUUGCCAUACGCCACGGGCGGGGCGAAACCCGGCCUUUUGAAAGGCAGCAAUUUAAACCAAUCAGCGCAAAGGGUUGGCAACCCUCCGCCCAAUUGGAAUCGCUCUCAUUCUGAAGGCGGUUCCGACAUGGAGUCCGGCCGCCCAAUGGGAGAGGUGGAAAUUUCCAGAACGAACGGAACCAAUGGGCGCGGCCAGCGCGGCUAUGAUUGGCAGAGCAAAAGACCAAUCUGUGUCGCAGAAGUCCGCUCCUCCCUCCGUUCGUGCAGCCUGAGAUGGGUCAAUGAGCUGAAAGAGAAAGGCAACAAGGCCCUGAGCGCGGGCAACAUCGACGAUGCCUUACAGUGCUACUCUGAAGCCAUUAAGCUGGAUCCCCACAACCACGUGCUGUACAGCAACCGUUCUGCUGCCUAUGCCAAGAAAGGAGACUACCAGAAGGCUUACGAGGAUGGCUGCAAAACUGUCGACCUAAAGCCUGACUGGGGCAAGGGCUAUUCACGAAAGGCAGCAGCUCUAGAGUUCUUAAACCGAUUUGAAGAAGCUAAGCGAACCUAUGAGGAGGGCUUAAAACAUGAAGCAAAUAACCCUCAACUGAAAGAAGGUUUACAGAAUAUGGAGGCCAGGUUGGCAGAGAGAAAAUUCAUGAACCCUUUCAACAUGCCCAAUCUGUAUCAGAAGUUGGAGAGUGAUCCCAGGACAAGGACACUACUCAGUGAUCCUACCUACCGGGAGCUGAUAGAGCAGCUGCGAAACAAGCCUUCCGACCUGGGCACGAAACUACAAGAUCCCCGGAUCAUGACCACUCUCAGCGUCCUCCUUGGGGUCGAUCUGGGCAGUAUGGAUGAGGAGGAAGAGGUUGCAACACCUCCACCACCACCCCCUCCCAAAAAGGAGACCAAGCCAGAGCCAAUGGAAGAAGAUCUUCCAGAGAAUAAGAAGCAGGCACUGAAAGAAAAAGAGCUGGGGAAUGAUGCCUACAAGAAGAAAGACUUUGACACAGCCUUGAAGCAUUACGACAAAGCCAAGGAGCUGGACCCCACCAACAUGACUUACAUUACCAAUCAAGCAGCGGUGUACUUCGAAAAGGGUGACUACAAUAAGUGCCGGGAGCUUUGUGAGAAGGCCAUUGACGUGGGGAGAGAAAACCGAGAAGACUAUCGACAGAUUGCCAAAGCGUAUGCUCGAAUUGGCAACUCAUACUUCAAAGAAGAAAAGUACAAGGAUGCCAUCCAUUUCUAUAACAAGUCUCUAGCAGAGCACCGAACCCCAGAUGUGCUCAAGAAAUGUCAGCAGGUGGGUAGGAAAGGAAUAGGGGUAUUUUCUUGUUUUCCUAAUAAUUGAGCCAUUGUUUCUUACUGUUUUAUUUAAUAACG